Molecule: messenger RNA, 1882 nt
Organism: Oncorhynchus mykiss (rainbow trout)
Lineage: Eukaryota; Metazoa; Chordata; Actinopteri; Salmoniformes; Salmonidae
Product: protein phosphatase 3 catalytic subunit alpha
Biological process (GO): calcineurin-mediated signaling
Molecular function (GO): calmodulin-dependent protein phosphatase activity
Source: RefSeq, a predicted model, not a curated record
GGGUGUCGCCACACCACGGAGAGUACUGAGGGAGUCCUGCGAAGAGACCGCCUAGUCCCCUCCAGGCCUCUUCACACCUCUUUACACCUUCAUCCAGCCACACACGGUGCCCCGGCAUGCCAUAAAGACAGGUAUCCGCUCAUUAUUCCCUCAGAGAACCGCCACAGACCUCCCCGGCAGCCCUGUUUGAAAGAUUACGGAGACACCGAGGGAUGCUACUGCAGCAAACGCACCCCGCACCGCGAAAAUUCUCGACGUCUGCCCGAGGAACAGAAACAUUUGGUUGGCGCUUGACCGAUGCCCCUGAGGAUGUCCGACAGCGGUGGGAACAUGAACUCCGACGAUCGGCCGGUUAAAACGGUCCCCUUCCCCCUGAGCCACAGGCUCUCCAUGAAGGAAGUGUUUGACUGUGAGGGGAAGCCUAGAGUAGACCUGCUAAAAGCCCACCUCACCAAGGAGGGCCGUCUGGAGGAGGUGGUGGCCCUACGCAUCAUCAAUGAGGGAGCCGCCAUCCUGUGCCAGGAGAGGACCAUGCUGGAUAUAGAAGCCCCAGUCACAGUGUGUGGAGACAUCCAUGGUCAGUUCUUUGACCUGAUGAAGCUGUUUGAGGUGGGCGGUUCCCCCGCGACGACACGCUACCUCUUCCUAGGGGACUACGUGGACCGGGGUUACUUCAGUAUUGAGUGUGUGUUGUAUCUGUGGUCGUUGAAAAUCCUCUACCCAAAGACGUUAUUUCUUCUACGGGGAAACCAUGAAUGUAGACACCUGACAGAAUAUUUCACUUUCAAAACUGAAUGUAAGAUAAAGUACUCUGAGCAGGUGUAUGACUCGUGUAUGGAUGCGUUUGACUGCUUGCCGCUGGCUGCUCUGAUGAACCAGCAGUUCCUGUGUGUCCAUGGAGGGCUCUCCCCAGAGAUCCACACGCUCGACGACAUCAAAAAGUUGGACAGGUUCAAGGAGCCUCCAGCUUUCGGGCCCAUGUGUGACCUGCUGUGGGCCGACCCACUCGAAGACUUUGGCAACGAGAAGACGCAAGAGUACUUUGGCCACAACACAGUCAGAGGCUGCUCCUACUUCUACAGUUACCCUGCAGUGUGCGAGUUUCUACAGACCAACAACUUGUUGUCAGUCAUCAGAGCACAUGAAGCGCAAGAUUCUGGAUACCGAAUGUACAGAAAGAGUCAGACUACAGGCUUCCCCUCCCUCAUCACCAUCUUCUCAGCACCUAACUACCUGGACGUCUACAACAACAAAGCGGCGGUUCUGAAGUAUGAGAACAACGUGAUGAACAUCCGCCAGUUCAACUGUUCCCCUCAUCCCUACUGGCUGCCCAACUUCAUGGAUGUCUUCACCUGGUCCCUGCCCUUCGUUGGAGAGAAAGUGACAGAGAUGCUGGUGAAUGUUCUCAGUAUCUGUUCAGAUGAUGAGCUCAUGGAGAAUGAUGGAGAGGAAGAGGUCUAUGAUGCCAAUGCAGCGGCGGCUAGGAAAGAAGUGAUCAGGAACAAGAUCCGUGCCAUCGGGAAGAUGGCCAAAAUGUUCCAAGUUUUACGGGAGGAGAGUGAGAACGUAUUGACCCUGAAGGGACUGACACCCACUGGCAUGCUGCCCAGCGGAGUUCUGUCAGGAGGCAAGCAGACUCUGCAGAGCGCUACCAUUGAGGCCAUUGAAGCCAUUGAUCCUGUUGAGGACGCAGAAGCAAUCCGAGGCUUCUCUCCUCAACAUAAGAUCAAUAGCUUUGCGGAGGCCAAGGGUCUGGACCGGAUCAACGAGCGCAUGCCCCCCCGCCGUGACGCCGUCAACAUUGUUGGUGUCUCCAUGGGCCGCAUGAACAUGGGGGAGCCCAACGGCACCGACAACAACAGCAAUAUACAGGGAUGAUGCA